UAAUGGGUGGAGCAACUACUACCUUCCACAGUCCUCAUUGGUGAAUUAGAGUUGCAUGGAGCUUUUUAACAAGUUUUUAUCUUGAGACCAAGUAUAAUCUGUGUUGGAAUUGCUGCCUUGUGAAUUCCAAGCUCAGGGCAAAAGUAGGGUAAAGGUAGAUACAAAGUAGAAGCUGAAACUAUAGCAAAGAGACAAUAUCUGGAGAAGCUGUAGAUGGUUUAAUUUUUUUUUUUUUAAAGAAGGAAUACCUGCAAGUUUGUUUCUGUGCACUGAACAAGAGAUUUUUGGUUUUAAUAAUUUUCCAUCAGAAAAGGAACUUGUAUUUGAGACAUUCAGACCAUCAAACAGGAGGAAAAGAAGCAGCCUGAAACAUAUCUCACCCAGUUAACAAAAACAGGAAUUACAUUGCUGGAUGAUGGAAGAAAAAAACCCUUCUAAAACAUGGGGAUAAGAAUGCAACACAUCUAUACCUGUGAUUCUGAAUUAAAAAGAAAAAUUGUCAAAAGAUCACUAUGCUCCAACUUGCAAACCUCUGUGUGUUAUGGUGUGAUAAUAACUUGGAUGUGCUGGUGAGCCCUACUUAAACUGAGAGUCUUUUUAAUUGAAAAAUCAUUAAGGUUUCUUUUCAAAACAACAGAUUGAAGAAUAAACAAAUUAAGAAAGCUAUUUCAGGUGACUUGGGUUGGGGGUGGGGGGAAGAUAGGAAAUGAGGCAGUGAGACACCUUUCAGGGAAAUCUGAGUACAGGUGAAGGAAAACGUGGAGUGGAAGUCGGAGUAUCUGAGGAACUGGAGAAGCAACCCAAGGAGAAGAAAGCCACCAGAAAAUAAAGGAGUAUGGCAGUGAUGAAGGAAAUUCUCAGAUCCAGAAACCUCUUGCUCGUUGUUCUCAUUCCGCUUCUGCUGCUUCCUCUACCACUUUUAUAUCCCAGCAGUGAAGCCUCAUGUGCCUACGUGCUGAUUGUGACGGCUGUAUACUGGGUCUCUGAAGCGGUACCUCUUGGUGCAGCAGCCUUAGUUCCUGCUUUCCUAUACCCGCUAUUUGGAGUCAUGAAGUCCAGUGAGGUGGCUGCUGAGUAUUUCAAGAACACAACUUUGCUCCUCAUGGGUGUGAUCUGUGUGGCAGCUUCUGUAGAAAAGUGGAAUCUCCACAAGCGAAUCGCCCUGCGUAUGGUCAUGAUGGCUGGAGCAAAGCCAGGCAUGUUGCUUCUCUGCUUUAUGUGUUGCACCACUGUGCUCUCCAUGUGGCUUUCCAACACAUCCACCACAGCCAUGGUGAUGCCAAUCGUGGAGGCAGUGCUCCAGGAGCUAGUGAAUGCUGAGGAGGAGCACGAGGUCAUCAGUACUGCAGGCAGCACAAUUGUUGAAGAAAACGAGCCAAUAGGUCUCAGCGAAAAACAUGGCCAGCCUUCACUGGAGCUUAUCUUCAUCAAUGAGGAUGCUACUACUACUGACUUCAGCUCCUUGAUGCACUCGAAGAGUAUGAACGGUGUGCACAUGAUAGCCAACCCUAUUGGAACGAUGAAUCCUAAGAGCAAUGGGCAGCACCUACCUCAGGCUCAGAUACUGGUCCUGCCUCCUAAGCCCUCAGAACUCGGCUUGAGCACUAAGUAUCGGUAUCAGACAAGACAUGACCAUAUGGUCUGUAAAUGCCUCUCACUGAGUAUCUCCUACGCGGCAACCAUUGGAGGACUGACAACCAUCAUAGGGACCUCCACUAGCCUCAUAUUCUUAGAGCACUUCAACAACCACUACCCAAAUGCUGAAGUGGUGAAUUUUGGAACCUGGUUUUUGUUCAGUUUCCCCAUCUCCCUCAUCAUGUUGGUCCUGACUUGGUUCUGGAUGCAUUGGCUGUUCUUGGGUUGCAAUUUUAGAGAGACCUGUUCUGUGAGCAAGAAGAAGAAAACCAAACGGGAAGAAAUGUCAGAGAGAAGAAUUCAAGAAGAAUAUAAGAAACUGGGAAAUGUUAGCUAUCCUGAGAUGGUGACUGGAUUUUUCUUCGUUCUGAUGACCUUGCUUUGGUUUACUCGUGAGCCUGGCUUUGUACCAGGAUGGUCAUCUUUUUUUGAGAAGAAAGGUUACCGGACUGAUGCCACUGUGUCUGUAUUUCUUGGUUUUCUCCUUUUCCUCAUUCCAGCAAAAAAGCCAUGUUUUGGAAAAAGGGAAAAAGGAGAUGGUGAAAAGUCAGCAGACAUUAAUGCAUUGGAUCCCAUCAUUACCUGGAAGGACUUCCAGAAGACCAUGCCUUGGGAGAUUGUAGUAUUGGUUGGAGGAGGUUAUGCCUUAGCAGCUGGAUGCAAGACCUCUGGCCUCUCUACAUGGAUUGGACGCCAAAUGCUCUCCCUGAGCAGCCUUCCCUACUGGGCUGUAACUCUGCUGGCCUGCAUUUUGGUGUCCCUGGUAACAGAGUUUGUUAGUAAUCCAGCAACCAUAACCAUCUUUCUGCCUAUUUUAUGCAGCAUGUCAGAAACGCUGCUUAUCAACCCUUUAUACACCCUGAUUCCUGUCACCAUGUGUAUCUCAUUUGCGGUGAUGCUACCAGUGGGUAAUCCUCCGAAUGCCAUUGUCUUCAGCUAUGGGCACUGCCAGAUUAAAGAUAUGGUGAAAGCUGGCCUGGGCGUAAACCUGAUUGGCCUGGCUGUUGUCAUGGUGGCAAUCAACACUUGGGGAAUUAGACUUUUCCAGCUGAAUACUUUUCCAGAAUGGGCAGCAGUUGGCAACAUCACUAGCCAAACAUAAUCUCUAAUGAAAAAAAAAAAAAGAAAAAAAAGAAAAAAAAAGAAAAAAGAAAAAAGUGCAAGACCAAAGCGAGUUGGGACAAAAUAUUAAACUUACAUUGCACAUAUGAAAGAAAGGAGAAAACUUGUGUAUACAUAGAACCAGGAUCCAUAGCAAAACCAUGAAGAAAAUCCACAGGGAGGUCUUCCAUGUAAGCUCUUCAGUUGUGAAAAUCAGCAUGAGUUAAAAGGCGAGAUUAGCUUUGCUCUGUUGUUUCAUUUCCUGGGAUAUCAUAACUCUGAAAAAAACCCUCUCCUCCAAAUUCUCUGCCUAUGGCUCUUUCAUGCCCUGGAACAAUUAUGUAAGACUUGUAAAAUAGGCGAUAUAGGACUCCAGUGACAGAAGACAAGUAUACAUACACCGGCGUACUCCGUAGUAGGAUAUCCAGUCCUAGCAUUGACUCCUAGAAUGAAUGAAGGGUGAGUCUAAUUCCCAAACCCAGAGCUUUACAAGCCUACUACUUUUAAAGGCAAAUUAUUAUUCCUCUUUUGAGGUCACCCAUCACUGUAUUGGAAAAAAACACUUUCCCACCUAACCCAUAUGGCCUGGACAGAAAUACAGCUACCAGCUACAGCACUUCAAAGGGAUAAUAGAAACCACCAAACAGAUAGGAAGAAGUCUCCUGGGAAGAAGAAUAUUUUUUUUCCCCCACAGCACUAGUAUAAAAUUUCCAGUAUUGCAAUACUUGCGAUCUCUACUUUGGAAGGAAGAAGUUCAGAAACAGACAGAAAGUUUUGUUCAAUGCCUUCUUUCCUUAUCAUUGUCCUGCAGUGGGAGUUUUUUCAACAGGGGAAGCUGUGACCAGCAAAACCUUACCAGGUCGACAGACCCAUUGCUCUCCUCUCUCUUUGGCUGCUGUUUAGAUAGUUACACAGUUACGAUUCCCCUGAGAGAGAAAGUACAAGAUGGCACUCAGUGCUGCUCCAUGAGUAAGAAGGGAGAGGGCUGAAGUGGAGUGGUGCUGGUGUAUCUCCUCAUCACGUGCGUUCACUUGAACAUCACACCCACCUGCUCUCUAGCAGCCCAGAGAACAGGAACUUCAAAUUUAGGAAACUGUGACAUACAGCAGAUAACUACCAAACCAAAAGGCCAAUCUCUUUAUCACCUGCAAAGUGAAUGCCCUGUUUUUCUGACUGGAUCCCUGCGGUACUCAGUAAACCUUCUCUUGUAUUAUGUCCUGUUUUUAAUCAUUUCUUUAACGUCAAUGCAUUUAAGCUGUACAUUAGGAUGAUUGGAUCUCAUGUAAUCACACUCUUUAUAUAUAUACUUUAAUGAAUUUUUAUGCUUUCCAUUUAU
Messenger RNA from Chroicocephalus ridibundus (black-headed gull), 4072 nucleotides. RefSeq names its product solute carrier family 13 member 4 (gene SLC13A4). Gene Ontology annotation, biological process: transmembrane transport. The record is from RefSeq and is a predicted model, not a curated record. Gene Ontology annotation, molecular function: transmembrane transporter activity. NCBI's taxonomy places the organism in Eukaryota, Metazoa, Chordata, Aves, Charadriiformes, Laridae. Gene Ontology annotation, cellular component: membrane. The transcript is spliced from 16 exons. The coding region runs from base 836 to 2737 and encodes 633 amino acids.